AAAUUCUUAAUUAAUUUAUGUAAAGGAUGAAUUUUAGUUAUAAGGUUGCCUUUUCGAUGCCUUUUUAUAUUAAUUUUCUCUGCAGAGGUAAAAAAAAUUUAUAUAAACAUUGGUUGCAUUUUGGAAUAUGAGUUUGUAUUUAUCAUUGCUACCAUUUUCAAACAUCUAUGUAGUAAUAUUGAGUUGUUAUUGAUGUUCUUACAUAUUUACGUAUCAUUUUAAAAGAAAAAAAUCCGAAAAAAAACCAAUAUCUGUACAGUUAAAUUUUUAAUCUGUAUUAAUUUUAGUCCAUUUGGGUUUGGUUUCCUAGGUUUUUUAUUAUCUGUAGUCUUAACAUAGAUUAAACAUAAAGUACCAUAGAGAAUUUUUAAUUUUCACCGGUUUUUUCAAAGAGUAUAUAAACCCUUUAUGGUUUUCAUAAUAUUUCGAUCAGUUACAAUAGUUUGUCCCGAACAUCAUAAAGUUACAAAAUUAGAGUAUAUCUUAAAACAAUGAAAAAGUUAAAACGUUAAAAUUAGUAACGGUGAUAUUAUAACCUCUUUUUAACAGUUUCCAAGCAACCAGUUGUUUGAAUUUUAGUAAUAAUUUGACCAGCAUUUAAACUCUUCCUAAAACUAGUUUUGUUUUGUAUUGUGCAAGUAACUGAUUAAAUCUAUUUAUUAUUAUUUUAUUUUAAUGACUGACAUAAAAAGUAUUUUUAAACAACAAUGCAUAGUGCCAGAUGUAUUGACUACAGCCCCCUCGGAUUUUAUAAGCAUCCAAUAUCCUAGUGGAGUUUCUGUCGACAUCGGAAAAGAGUUAACUCCUACUCAAGUGAAAGAUAAACCCAAUGUAAAAUGGGCAGCUAAAGAUUCAGAAUACUAUACUCUUGCUUUAGUUGAUCCUGAUGCCCCGAGUCGAGAAAAUCCAAAGUUUAGAGAAUGGCAUCACUGGCUUGUUGGGAACAUUUUAGGUGGAGACAUGAACAAAGGGGUAGUAUUGUCUGACUACAUCGGAUCUGGACCGCCAAAAGGAACGGGAUUACAUCGCUACAUAUUUUUGGUAUAUAAACAACAGGAUAAAUGUGAUUUCUCAAAGGUGCCUAAGUUGCCUAGUAAUUCUGGCGAUAAAAGAGGUAAAUUUAAUAUCUGUAAGUUUGCCCAGCAGUUUAAAUUGGGCACGCCGGUGGCAGGGAACUUUUUUUUGGCCAAAUAUGAUGACUACGUACCAAAGCUGUAUGCGAAGUUGAAAGGAUAAUAAUUCUCUAAAUCAGAAAAAAAUAUU
This is a messenger RNA of Pararge aegeria (speckled wood butterfly), 1263 nucleotides long. RefSeq names its product protein D2-like. The transcript has a single exon. Lineage: Eukaryota; Metazoa; Arthropoda; Insecta; Lepidoptera; Nymphalidae. The coding region runs from base 676 to 1236 and encodes 186 amino acids. The record is from RefSeq and is a predicted model, not a curated record.